Messenger RNA from Diversispora eburnea, 639 nucleotides. The record is from the annotation of a GenBank genome assembly. Lineage: Eukaryota; Fungi; Glomeromycota; Glomeromycetes; Diversisporales; Diversisporaceae.
AAUAAUCCACUUUUAAACAUGGCAGAAGCAAGACGUUUACCAGUAUUAAAAUUAAUGACACCUGCUUUAGCAAAAUUUCAGCCUUACAUAGGUCAAGAACUAUUUGAUGAAUACUUGGAUAAGGUUAUUCAGUCAUGGGCAUAUCUUGAAGGACAUAUAUUAGUUCUUGAGAAUGCAAAUGCAGGGAAUUUUAACGAUGCAGUCAAGUGUAAUAUUUUAAAAUCUAUGAUGGGUGAAAAAUAUGCUCCAGUACCAGCAAAUAAUGGUCUUGUAGUGAGAAAUCUGGCUAUAAAUUCUCCAGAUACAUACGAGAUUGUAGCAGACAAUGAUGCACAAGUUUUAGGAUUCCUAAAAAGCCAUUUGACAGAUGAUUUUUAUACUUGGAUGAGAAUUGCUAAUCCAUGCGCACCAAAUUUGAAUGGUCAAGUUUCUCAACAAUCUUCCUAUAACACCAAAAUAAUAGAAGCUCCUAUAAUUCUACAAUCAGUAUUUCCUAUACCUGAUACACAAAAAAUGAUUGAUAAGGCAUUAGCGAAACAAAAAUCCAAUUAUGAUGCUGAGAUAGAAAAAUUGAGAAAGAAAGUUCAAUUCUCAAAAGCACAGAAAACACAGACACCAGUUUCACAAACCGUUGAACUG